Messenger RNA from Dothidotthia symphoricarpi CBS 119687, 2260 nucleotides. RefSeq names its product mitochondrial amino-acid acetyltransferase. Gene Ontology annotation, molecular function: L-glutamate N-acetyltransferase activity, acting on acetyl-CoA as donor; arginine binding. The record is from RefSeq and is a predicted model, not a curated record. Lineage: Eukaryota; Fungi; Ascomycota; Dothideomycetes; Pleosporales; Dothidotthiaceae. Gene Ontology annotation, biological process: L-arginine biosynthetic process. The transcript has 2 exons. The coding region runs from base 94 to 2211 and encodes 705 amino acids. Gene Ontology annotation, cellular component: mitochondrial matrix.
UGAGACUUUUCUGGCGAUCACCGCGCGAUUGCAUCUUCCCUGUUAAUUUUCCCGUAUUCCAAUGUGUUCAGUAGCUGGGCGGUAGCAUGAAGCAUGUUCACCUGUUGCAAAGUCCCCGCGAGGGGCUUGGGGAGGGCAACGCUGACUCUCCCCCAACUCGAUAAGAAUGCUCAUUUCUCGACGACUGCACAUGCCCAAACAUCGCAUAUCCGAAAAUCGUCGAGCUCGGCGAAAGAACGCCAGCGCGCCGAACGCGAGCAGUUGACUCGCCUGCUGAAAGAGUCGCCUGGCAAACGCGAUGCCAGAAACUUCCUCAAACACUUCGACAGCGCGAAGAAGAAUGACACGCCAGCUGCGGCAAAGGUGAAACAGGCUGUGAGCGAGGCGGUACACAACGAAUGGGGCCUGGCGAAAUCGGGCGUGAACCUUGGCAAUCUGUAUGAGCCGACUGUCUUCACACGGGAGCCUCUACCGGAGAAGGCGUAUGAGGAAGGCGAUAAGGAUGAACCCUUGCAUCUCGCAUUGGUCAAGCUGAGGCAACCACAAGCGCUAGAUGACAAGACGUUGGGAGGAAUCGCGCUCACGUUGAGUCAGUUGGCGCAGCUGGGAUUGAGCACCGCGGUGGUACUAGACUGCGAUGAAGAUAUCACACAACAAACGGCAGACUCAGACGUGGUAUAUAAGACAGUCAUGGAGCAAGCAAGGCGUUUGGUUGCUGCCUUGGAAGACUACAAUGAGCCAGGCGCAUUGUUAGUCGAGCAUGCAUUGAGCUUUUCGGAUUUGCCAAACAAUGUUCCGAGUACUGCACGUGUACGAGGAGAUGUUCAAGUGCAAAACGACUAUUUGUUAUUUCUUCCGAUCGACGAUGGCAUGAUUCCUGUCAUACCGUCAUUCGCGUACAACAGUGAGCUGAAGAAAGUCAAAGUCCAGGCCGACGAUGUGCUGCUAGCGCUGAUUCGAGAUUUUGCCGGCAUCUCUGGGCAAGUCAACGACACUGGUAACAUCGCACUCGACAAGAAGAAAGAGGCAAUGGAACGACCUAUCUUAGACCGGAUCAUCAUCCUCGAUCCCUUGGGAGGUAUACCAUCGUUGAGCAGAGCGGACGGUGCUCACGUAUUCGUAAAUUUGGAAGCAGAAUAUCGCAACAUCAAGAAAGAACUUCAACAACUGUCAAUGGCAGGCCAGACCAGAGGAAGCACCGGGGGAUCAAUGUCACUAGGAAGCAGCAAUCCAUUCUCGAAGUUCGUGGAAGACGAGUUGGCGUCUAUACCAGAUUCCUCACAGCAGCAACUCAGUCAUACGUCUCCUACACUUCAUCUGAGCAAUCUUGACGUGGUAGAGCGAGCGCUGAAGUUGCUUCCUCCUUCGUCCUCGGCUUUGAUCAUCACACCUGCGGAGGCCGCCACACAACCCCUCUCCGAAGAAUCACAGUCAAAACAUGCCCAAAACCCACUGAUCCACAACCUCAUUACUGACAAACCGAUGAUCUCCUCCUCACUUCCGACUUCACGUGCAACCCGGUUCUUCGAUACCGCAGCACCCAAUCCAGCGACCUUCCUCAAGAAAGGUAUACCGCUCACCAUGAUCCCCGAUCCACGCGUUACUGGACCCUGGCAACCACCCUCUGCAUUAAACCCUAGCAUUGAGCUAGCCGACGAUCCACGAAUCAACUUCCCCAAACUCGUCGACUUGAUAAACGACUCGUUCCGCCGAAAAUUGGAUGCAAAGGACUACAUUGAACGGAUUCGUGGCCGUGUCGCUGGUAUUAUCAUUGCAGGUGACUACGAAGGAGGCGCGAUUUGCACUUGGGAAAGGCCAUCUACACUCAAGGGCUCAACCCAUCCAGACGUUACGUCGGUAGACUCACCAUACUGGGUCCCGUACCUCGACAAAUUCGCCGUCUUGACCUCAUCCCAGGGCUCGGGUGGUGUAUCAGACAUUGUAUGGGCGGCGCUGACGCGGACGUGCUUUCCUGGUGGCGUUGUUUGGCGGAGCAGGACGAGUAAUCCGGUGAACAAGUGGUAUCAGGAGCGGUCGACUGGGAUGUGGAACCUGCCAGGUGGACAGUGGACGAUGUUUUGGACUACGGAGGGUGUUACGGAGGAAUGGUUAGAAAGGAGUGAAAGAGAGGGGUUGAGGAGAUGGGAUGCGUAUGUCGAUGUAUGUAGUGGGAUAGAGCCGAGUUGGGCUGACGGGAAGAAAUCGAGCUGAAUUGGUGGUGAUGUGCCAUAUCGAUGAAACACGAAUAAAUUUUGACGCC